Colletotrichum spaethianum is the source of this 1608-nucleotide messenger RNA. Its product is annotated as hexokinase-1. Gene Ontology annotation, biological process: intracellular glucose homeostasis; glucose 6-phosphate metabolic process; glycolytic process. The transcript is spliced from 3 exons. Lineage: Eukaryota; Fungi; Ascomycota; Sordariomycetes; Glomerellales; Glomerellaceae. The record is from RefSeq and is a predicted model, not a curated record. Gene Ontology annotation, cellular component: mitochondrion; cytosol. The coding region runs from base 1 to 1608 and encodes 535 amino acids. Gene Ontology annotation, molecular function: glucokinase activity; mannokinase activity; fructokinase activity.
AUGACCACGUUUCCGAAAACCUUCUUGGCCGCUGUCGUCAAGCAGCUGCUCCGGGGCAAGUCUCUGAUACAGGCCCUCAUAGCCUUUUGGAUCACCCCUCUGUCCGUUUCCGGGAAACAGACGAGGUCGACAGUUGAGUGCUCCAAGUCCACGACGACCACAUCGUCAUCACGGAACGUUGAGGAGUUCCUGAAGGAGGCCGAAGACCUGCUCCUGGGGCCUCUGCUCAACAAUGGCCUACUCGACUUAUCCAACGCCCUCAAGGCCCAGUUCAGGGACAAGCUACGGACGAGCAUGGCCUGCAUGCUGCCCUCGUACAACCAUCAGCUCCCAGGCGGACACGAAGUCGGUCAGUAUCUGGCGGUGGACGUUGGAGGAUCGACACUGCGUAUCGCAUUGGUGGAAUUGCGGGGCCGGGAUGCCAAGGGGAGUGAGAGCGAGAUCGUGCGGAUGAGUUCGUUCAAGAUCGACAACGAUAUCAGGAAUCUGGAGGGCAUGGCCUUCUUCGAUUGGAUGGCCGAGAGGAUAUGGGAAAUGGUGUCACAAGACGGACAUGACCCUUCGCGGCCCAUGCCCAUGGCGCUGGCUUGGAGUUUUCCCAUCGAACAAACAUCAGCAAAGGGCGGCCGGAUCCACGGCAUGGGGAAAGGGUUUCUGGCUGCGGAAGGUCUCAUGGGGCAAGACCUCGGCGAGGUGAUCGAGUCCGCUUGUACAGCGAAGGGCAUGAACGCACAACUGCGCGUCAUCCUCAACGACGGCGGCGCCACGCUACUCUCGCAGGCCUACAUCCACCCGGCCACGCGGUUCGGCCUCAUCCUCGGCACCGGCGUCAACAUCGCUGCGUACCUCCCCGUGUCCCUCAUCGGGAAGCCCAAGUUCGGCCAUCGCCCGCAAGAGUGGUGGGACGAGGCGCGCGACGUGAUCGUCAACACGGAGCUUGGCAUGUUUGGGCAGGAUGUUCUGAGCGUGACGCGCUGGGAUAGGUUACUGAAGCAGGGGCAUCCGAGGCCAGAUUUCCAGCCUCUGGAGCAGAUGGUGAGCGGCUUGUACCUCGGCGAGGUGGUGAGGUUUGCCUUGAUCGAGGCGAUCCAGACAACAGGGCUGUUUGGGGGCGUCGUGCCCAAGUCGCUUGAUGAGCCGUACUCUCUCAAAUCGGAAACGAUAUCUGCCAUUGAAGGAGAUACGUCACAGUUGUUUACGUCGUCCAUCGACCUCUUCGUCUCACGCCAUCCUUCAUCUCACACGCCGACCUCAUCCGAUAUAUCAGCCCUCCGUACUCUAGCGUCCUUCGUUUCGAGAAGAUCGGCCGCCAUCAUCGCCGCGUGCUUACACGCCGUCUGGUCCUUGCGUCUCGAGGCGCUAGGCGAUGAGAAGCCAGAGGAGGAGUCCUCUGAAAGACUAGAGCAGGAGUCGGGUCUGGUGCGGACAAUGGUCGCGUACAACGGCAGCGUUAUUGAGUGCUACCCAGGGUACCUGGCCAUGUGUCAGGGGUAUGUGGAUGCUCUGGUCAAUAGGACAGAUAGGGGCAUCGACCUCGUGCCGGCAAAAGAGAGCUCAUUACUAGGAGCUGGGGUUGCGCUGGCGAGGGCAUGUGAUACAUCUGAAUGA